Messenger RNA from Oppia nitens, 705 nucleotides. Its product is annotated as U11/U12 small nuclear ribonucleoprotein 35 kDa protein-like. The record is from RefSeq and is a predicted model, not a curated record. NCBI's taxonomy places the organism in Eukaryota, Metazoa, Arthropoda, Arachnida, Sarcoptiformes, Oppiidae. Gene Ontology annotation, molecular function: snRNA binding; mRNA binding. Gene Ontology annotation, biological process: mRNA splicing, via spliceosome. The transcript is spliced from 3 exons. Bases 130 to 705 code for a protein of 191 amino acids. Gene Ontology annotation, cellular component: U12-type spliceosomal complex; precatalytic spliceosome.
AAUUUUCAAAUGUCAACACAUUUUUGGGCCAAACAUUGAAAUACAAAUGUUUUGACAAUCAGUUCAUUAAAUGUCAAAUUGUAUGACAUAUUUGUCGUUGAGGUCGACAUACUGUUACUGACAUUACAUAUGAGCCAUAAAUGGACACCAGUGGUCACCGAUUAUUACGAUCCGAUUCGAGUGGCCAGCAUUGAUGGCACCGACACUGUACCGCAUGACCGGGCGGUGAUCAGAGCCGUCAAUAGCCGACACAAUGCGGACAAAUCGAUUAAAAGCGAUUCCCAACGAACCAUAUUUGUGGCCAGACUUGACCACAACACCGAUGAGGACACCGUUCGUAAGUACUUUUCACAAUACGGUACAAUCGUUAGUCUCCGUUUGGUCAGAGAUAUAGUGACCGGACUAUCCAAAGGUUACGCAUUUGUUGAGUUCAAACACAGAAGUACAGCACAAGAGGUGUACCGAAAGGCCAACAAUGAGCUGAUUGAUGGCCGACGGAUAUUAGUGGACUUUGAGGUCGGCCGUACUCUCAAUGGAUGGAAACCGAGGCGUUUAGGCGGCGGUUUUGGUGGCCGUAAAGAAGCCGGACAGUUGAGGUUUGGCUGUCGGGACCGGCCGUGGAGACAGCCUAUCAAAUUGAGACACGAGUCGACCGAUUCCCGUGAAUCAACUUCUGGCAAACGUUUUAAGUCAAAACACAAGUGA